Molecule: messenger RNA, 1662 nt
Organism: Nerophis ophidion (straightnose pipefish)
Lineage: Eukaryota; Metazoa; Chordata; Actinopteri; Syngnathiformes; Syngnathidae
Product: cytochrome P450 2F2-like
Exons: 11
Coding region: 53-1513 (486 amino acids)
Biological process (GO): xenobiotic metabolic process
Cellular component (GO): intracellular membrane-bounded organelle; cytoplasm
Molecular function (GO): oxidoreductase activity, acting on paired donors, with incorporation or reduction of molecular oxygen, reduced flavin or flavoprotein as one donor, and incorporation of one atom of oxygen; iron ion binding; heme binding
Source: RefSeq, a predicted model, not a curated record
CAAGCGCAUAUAGAGCACUCGGGUGGUUCGGUCCUGUCCAUUCCUCUCCAAAAUGUUGGCCUCAAUCCUGCUGCUGCUCUGUGUUUUCUUCAUCAUUUAUAAUUUCAUGUGCCUUAGGCCCAAGAAUUUUCCACCUGGUCCUACAAUCGUGCCUGUCCUGGGAAACAUACUGAGCCUGAGCUUGGAGAACCCCCUGCAAGACUUUGAAAGGCUGAGGAAGGCAUAUGGAAAUGUUUAUAGUUUGUACCUUGGGCGAAAACCAGCUGUUAUUGUCAACGGAGUUCAUGCUUUGAAAGAGGCUUUGGUGUCUAAGGCUACAGAUUUUGCUGGAAGACCCCAAGACCUUUACGUCAACGACACCACAAAUAGAAAAGGAGUGAUCCUGGCUGACUAUGGCUUAAGUUGGAAGGAACAUCGUCGCUUUGCUCUGAUGACGUUGAGGGACUUUGGUCUUGGGAAGAACUCAAUGGAGGAGAGGAUUCUGGGAGAGAUUGAGUUUAUCAUGAAAACACUGGAAACGAGUAUUGGCAAAACUUUGAGUCCUCAGCUUAUGUUCCAUAAUGCAUCCUCCAACAUCAUUUGCCAAGUUCUGUUUGGUCGUCGCUACGAUUAUGAUGAUGAGUUCAUCAAAGUGAUUGUUCAAUGUUUCACGGAGAAUGCCAAGUUGGCAAAUGGACCGUGGGCUAUGCUCUAUGACUCCUUUCCAAUGAUUCGUAGUCUGCCACUGCCCUUCAUGAAGGCCUUUGAGAAUGUCAAGACUUGCCAAAAAAUUGCAAGGCGCGUGUUGGCUGAGCACAAGAGUACCAAAGUUACAGGACAACCACGAGACUUCAUGGACUGCUAUCUGGAUGAACUGGAAAAGGGAGCUGAUGAAAAGUCCUCAUUUUCAGAGGAUCAGCUCCUCAUGUACGCUCUGGACCUUCACUUUGCCGGGACAGAUACCACAUCUAACACCCUUCUGACUGGAUUCCUCUAUCUUACGACCCACCCACACAUACAAGAACAUUGCCAACAGGAAAUAGAUCAGGUGUUAGAAGGGAAGGAUCAAGUGUCUUUUGAUGACAGACAUAACAUGCCAUACAUGCAGGCUGUAAUCCAUGAAGUGCAGAGAAUAGCCAACACUGUGCCACUUAGUGUCUUUCACUGUACAACAAAAAACACAGAGCUAAUGGGAUAUUCCAUUCCUAAGGGAACAAUGAUCAUCCCAAACCUGUCAUCAGUGCUGCACGAGGAAGGCCAGUGGAAAAGUCCUCAUCAAUUCAACCCUGAGAACUUCCUCAAUGGCCAGGGGGAGUUUGUAAAACCCGAAGCUUUCAUGCCUUUUUCUGCAGGUCCUCGCAUGUGUCUCGGUGAAGGUCUGGCUCGCAUGGAGCUAUUCCUCAUCAUGGUGACUCUCCUGAGGAAGUUCAAGUUCAUGUGGCCUGAAGAUGCCGGAGAACCAGACUUCACUCCUGUCUAUGGAGUCACUCUUACUCCUAAGCCUUAUCACAUGAAGAUCACACUCAGGGCUUAGUAGUGCAGCUGCCUGUAAUCCUUCCUCCCACCUAUCCAUCAAACCAUCCAUCCAUCCACCCUUCUAACCAUCCAUCCAUGCAAGCCUCCGUCUUACAAGCGCCCAUCCAUCCAUGCAAGCAAACAUAAAUAAAUAAAUGAUAAAUGGGU